CCUGUCAGCUCAGUCAGCUUCUGCAAAACCAUCAUAUCAUGUGCUUGUUAUAAAAUACAUACGGAUGAUUUUUUUACGAUUUAUCUUAUAAUGAAGAUGAGUUUUGGUUGCUAAAAAAUCAUUAUAAUUAGUCUUUGUCAGUGAUUUCUAAUCAUUUCAAUGCCAUUAUCCGUACGCCAACGAACUAUUCUUAAUAAAAAUGGCGCUAAAAGAACCACUAGUUUUAAAGGAAAGAGAUCGUCAAAAGUCAGUGAGGGAGAUGUACUAGUUGUAAAUGCUCCCUCAGAUCUAAGAAGUAUUGCAUAUCCUGGAGGUGCUGUGGUUUUAGUAUUGUUACUCUCAGCUCGUUUACUCUCAUCAUAUUAUGGCCAUAUAGCGGACUGUGAUGAAACAUACAAUUAUUGGGAACCUUUGCAUUAUCUUGUUUAUGGAAAUGGAUUACAGACGUGGGAAUACAGUCCAGCCUUUGCUAUCAGAUCAUAUAUGCCAUUGUGGUUAUUUGCCAUACCUGCAAAAAUACUAGCUGUAUUUAUGAGUCCUGUAAAAAUAUUUUAUGUGUUACGAGCAGUACUUGCUAGCUUCAGUGCCAUUGCAGAGCUGAUGUUUUACAAAGCGAUAUGCCACGAGUACGGUGUGCACGUGGGGCGGGUGUGGCUGGGCCUCACGCUGCCGGCGGCGGGCUGCUUCGCCAGCUGCGCCGCCAUGCUGCCGUCGGCGUGGAGCUCCGCGCUCACGGCGGCCGCGCUCGCGUGCUGGUGGCGGCGGCGGUACCCUGCCGCGGUCAUGUUCACGGCUGCCACUUCCUUACUAAGUUGGCCCUUUACAGCUUUAAUUGGAUUGCCGAUUGCCAUAGAUAUGAUUUUCAUGAAACAACAAUAUGUAACCUUCUUCAAGUGGUCGGUCAUAUCGCUCGUCACAAUUUUGUUACCUAUGAUAAUAGUGGACUCUUGGCAUUACGGGCGGCUAGUUAUAGCGCCGUGGAAUAUAGUAGCUUACAAUAUAUUUACCGAACAUGGACCAGAUUUAUAUGGAGUCGAGCCUUGGACCUACUAUUUUGUUAACGGAUUUCUUAAUUUCAAUGUUGUAUGGAUACUAGCUUUAUCGAGUCCUCUGCUGUUGUUGGCGUGCACCGCAAUCUCGGCUCGCUCGACUGCCCGGGCCCCGUUCUGCUCCCCUUACUGGCUGGGGCUGAUGCCGCUCGCGCUGUGGCUGAUAGUAUUCAUGCUACAGCCACAUAAAGAGGAAAGAUUUUUGUACCCAGUUUACAACAUGAUCGUGCUGGCCGGAGCUAUCGGUGUGGAUUGUUUGCAAAAGAUGACAUUUGCGGUAGGCACUGAACUGUUCAGAUGGCGGAGAAUGAGGGAAAAACGUCACUACCUCGUGUACACCGGUGCGCUCAUGGCAAUAUCUGUUUCCGUAGCCGGGAUUGUCAGUGUUUCGCGGAUAAUGGCGCUUUUCAAUAACUACAACGCACCAAUGAACAUUCUGCAUCAUCUGCCCGUCACGAAUGACACAGGCCUUUACCAAAACAAGUAUGUUUGUUUUGGUAAAGACUGGUACCGAUCGCCAUCCAGUUUUCACCUGCCUCCCGAGUACCGGAUUCGUUUUGUAGCCAGCGAAUUUAAUGGACAGCUACCGGCACCUUAUGCUUCAUCACCUAAUGCCACCCGUCUCGUUCAACCACAUUUCAACGAUUUGAAUAAAGGUGACAACCGCACGUACCUCAUGCCUUCGGAAUGCCAUUAUUUGGUUGAUACGGACAUUGGACAGCCUAGUGCCUUGCAACCAGCGUACCACCGUAACUCAACGUCCUGGGAAAUCGUUGCAAGUCUUCCUAUUUUGGAUGCUGAGAGAUCCCAUACAAUUUUUAGGGCAUUCUAUGUUCCGUUUUUAUCGAAUAAACACAAUGUUUACUCGUCAUUAUACUUGUUAAAAAAUAAGAUUAUUGACAGUUAAACUAGUCAUGAUAUUUAAGUUAGCUUUAGUUAUGGGUACUAAGCCUUAACAAGUGAAACUGGUUAUUUUGACCAGUCAUUACUUAUUUAAAUUAUGUUUCUUCUCUGCUAACAGGAAAAAUGGUACAAAAAUCAAUUGCUGUCAUUGUUGUAAUUUUAAAGCUACUUUUUUAAUACAGGUGCCCAAAAAGUGGUAUAUAACUGUUUAGCGUUAGCUAAGUUCUGUUUUGCUCCUUUUGCGAACUAGUACUUUUUACUAUUCCAUUUUUUAGGGUUCCGUACCCGAAGGGUAAAAACGAGACCCUAUUACUAAGACUCCGCUGUCCGUCUGUCUGUCACCAGGGGCCUAUUUCUCGUACGUUACAAGUCUUGUAAUACAAGUGUGUAUCUAUGGUAACGCUUGUAUUUCAAUAUUUUUUACAAGUUUCCGUUUCACGUAAAUGUAUAAUUGUUACAAGAGCGGGGAUAAAAGAGUUUUCACAAGUGUUGUUGUUUCACAAGUUGACAAACACUAGUAGAUAUUAUAUACUAAAAUAGUAAUUUCGUUUCUCAAAAGCUGUACUUUAUACUUGUAGCUUGUGACUUAUCACGAAAUAAUGAGGAGUCUCUAUAAACUGCUAAUAUGCGUUUUUGGUAAAAAUCGAUUAAUAAAUAAAUGAACAUAUUGCAUUUUUAAGAUCUCAAACGUGUAAGUUUUGAAUGCACUUCGUUAAAAUCAGUAAUAUUAUUUAAAUUUAGCUUUUAUUCUCCAAAAAAAAAACAGUAAACUCAUUCGUAUGAAAUUAUUAUAAUUGGGAAAGAACCAGUAAAUGACCAAUAACAUAAUAAUUUUGUAACGAAUUCACCCGUAUUAUAAAAAAAAACUGACCCACCCUGAAGCUUGUAAACAUUCAUAGAGUGACUGACGAAACUGAGUUUGAUUUUACACUUGUAAUUGAUAAUUUUGAGAAACGCUUUUCAUUACUACUUGUAUUAUUAUACGCUUGUAUAUUCCGAAAACACAAGUCAGCCAUUUUAUUUUCCUCUUAUUAAGAUUAUGAUGCAUAAUAGUGACAUUAACAUUAAGAUAACAUUUAUAAUGGCCAUUGCAUUUCCUUUUUGCAUAGUAAACAAACCUAUUUUCUAACUUUAGACAGCCGCUUUGUAGCACUUGUAGUAAUCAUUCCUACGAGAAACAGAAUUAAAACACACUUGUACAAUGUAAUUUUAAAUGUAAGCUUGUAGACUUGUGAACUUGUAACGUACGAGAAAUAGGCCCCAGGCUGUAACUCAUGAACCGUGAUAGCUACGAGGGGCGUUCAAUAAAUAGUGAGAAUGAGUAUGUUAUAUACAACUUUUAUUAAAUGUUAUUUUAUUUUUCGACAUAGUUACCUUUUAGCAUAAUACACUUAGUAUAUCUUUUUUCUAAACUUAAAAUUCCAUUUUUAAAAAAGGUUUUAUCUUGAGUAUUUAAAAAAUCUUGUACUGCAGCGACUACCGCGUCGUGGUCUUCAAAUUUCUUGCCUCUUAGGUAUUCCUUCAAUCUCGGAAAUAGGUAGAAAUCACUAGGAGCGAGGUCUGGUGAAUACGGAGGAUGCUUAAGAAUAUCGAACCCAGCAUCACGUAUUGCAGCCAUUGCAACGGCGGACUUAUGUGCCGGUGCAUUGUCCUGAUGGAGCAACACAAUUUUCGAGAGUUUACCUCGCCGUUUUUCACGGAUCUCAUUGCGCAAUGUUGCUAUUUGUUUGGCAUAUAAAGUGCCCGUAAUAGUGGCUCCAUGCUCGAGAUACUCAAUCAUUACGACCCCUUUAUCAUCCCAAAAAACAGAGCCCAUGACCUUACCGGCAGAUGGCCCUACCUUGAAUUUCUUCGGAGUUGGAGAUGAUGGCCUUUUCCAUGUCAUAGACUGCAGUUUCGUUUCAGGGUCGUAAUGAUGGAGCCAUGUUUCGUCUAUUGUUAUAAAUCACGCCAAAAAAAAUUCCCGGUCUAGCUGUAUCAGGUCCAAAGCUUCUUGACAAAUCUCGACUCUAGUUUAUUUUUGCGUGUCAGUAAGCAUUCUGGGUACCCAACGCGCUGAUACCUUUUUCAUACCCAAGCGUUCAUGUAAAAUAUUAUGCACGCUCCCCGUUGAAAUCUUUACAUUUUCAGCAAUAAAACGAACCGUGACACGACGAUCCGCCAAAACUAAGUUUUCGACUUUUUUCACAAUUUCUUCAGUUACUGCUGUAGUAGGGCGUCCAGAGCGGGGGUCAUUCAUGGUCGAUGUUCUUCCACGUCUAAAUUCGGCGCACCAACGUGCGACUAUCGAAUACGGAGGAGCAUUAGACCUUAAAGUGUCCCCUAAAUCUAAAUUGACUUGGUCCGUAGAAAAAAAAUUCAAACAAGUAUUUGAUAACGGCGAGCAGUUCAAUUUUUUUCAUUUUCGCUAACGUACUCAAUAGCAUCGCAAAGAAAUAGCCGUAUUUUUUUUUAAACAAAAAACAGUUUCGUUUUUUUUUUCAUGGCAAUCAGCUAGGUAAAUUAGCUUUACUGGCCAGUAUUUACUUUCCUAAUAUUUAAAGAGUUUGCAUAUCAUUCUCAUUAUAUAUUGAACGCCCCUCGUAGACAGUUGAAAUUUUCACAGAUGAUGUAUUUCUGUUGUCCCUAUAACAACAAAUACUAAAAACAAAAUAAAAUAAAUAUUUAAGUGGGGCUUCCAUACAACAAACGUGAUUUUUUGCCGUUUUUUGCGCAAUGGUACGCAACCCUUCGUGCGCGAGUCCGACUUGCAUUUGGCCGGUUUUAUUUUAAAUUUAUUUCUUGUCCAUAAAGGUACAUCAACACCAAAGAGUUUGAAUGUUAAAAACUUUAGGUAGGUGCAUUAUUUUUUAUUUCGACAUUUGACAAUUGUUACGUGUAUACAAAAAUCAAUUUUACAUGACAAACUAUACAUUUAUUUGUUAUUAUUUAAAUAAAAAGUUAUAAAAGUACCAUUAUAUAUUAUAUUUCAAUAAAUAAGUUUUUGAUUUCCUUUUUGGCUAAACGAGAUUACCUAACAUUGCCAAGUUGGCUGUCGUGAAUCGAAAUAAAGAAAAAUUAAAAUGUAAAAUAGAUACAUCGGCCGCUAUGUUCGCUCAGAAUGUAAUUGUUAUUGUUAUAUUUUUGUACCUACCUAAUAAUCAUACAUCGUUAUCGCGGGAGCAAAAACAAGCCUGUCACAGAACACAUGUAACUGAACGUCCGUUUUGUAAAAGUGGUAUAUUCUGCCUACACAUUUUAAACCUCUAAGAUGUUCUUCAUAUCUAGCAUGAAGUUUUCGCAGGAAAAGGUCAAUUAAACUCGUAUUUCACUAUGUAAAUGCCUACCUAUAAGUCAACAUGUCAACUUGAAAACCAAGUUACCAAUGUAUUUAAUUUUUUAUAUCAGUAUUUACUUCUUAAAGUAUUUUAUGUGAUUUUAGUAAUAGAUGACCACACUUUUAUUUAAAUUCGAUUCUGCUACAUUUUGAGCCGAUAGGUACAUAAG
This is a messenger RNA of Cydia splendana, 5438 nucleotides long. It is a transcript of the gene Alg9, whose product is annotated as alpha-1,2-mannosyltransferase ALG9. The coding region runs from base 160 to 1956 and encodes 598 amino acids. Gene Ontology annotation, molecular function: alpha-1,2-mannosyltransferase activity. The transcript is spliced from 9 exons. Lineage: Eukaryota; Metazoa; Arthropoda; Insecta; Lepidoptera; Tortricidae. Gene Ontology annotation, cellular component: endoplasmic reticulum membrane. Gene Ontology annotation, biological process: protein N-linked glycosylation. The record is from RefSeq and is a predicted model, not a curated record.